GUGAAAAGUCGCCCACACCGUGUCCACAGCGACGGCGACCCUUGCGAGGACAAUGGUGCUUUAUUCCCCAGAUCGGGUGCUUCCCCGCGCCCGGAUUUCAUGAAAAGCAGACCGGUGGCCAGUGGAAGUCUAUCAAUUCAGAAUUUCCCUUUCCUUCAGUCCACUUCAGCUGCCACCAGUGGCGGCAUUGUCGUUCCCUUUUUUUUUAACUUUUUCUAUUGCUGGUCAUCCUCUGUCUUUGUAGCAUUUAAAUUCCCUCUCUGGUAUAGUGUCACUUUGAUCUUCUGUUGCAUUUACGUUGCCUGCGAUGCUACCAGCCAAAGCUUAUGUCUUCAUCGGUCUCAAUGCUGUCCGCACUCUUAGCAUUAUCGCUCUUCUUUUGGUUUUCUCUAGCAGCAUCCUGGUGAUGGUCGAUGACAUCGAGGCAGUCAACGCAUUUGUCGAUGGCGGGAGCAACUCGACCUUCACAAUUAACUCUGACUACAUACAAAAUAGUACAGUUCCUAAUCAGCCAGCUGGCGUGUUUUGGGCAGUAUUGAACCGGUUGUUGAUAAUUGGACAGACCGUCGUUUUGAUUCUUUCAGAACUAGGCUGGCCCGCGGGGUUCUUUGAUUACUACUUCCCCGUUCUCGGGAGUGACUUUGGACUAGGUGCUCUUGGAGUGAUGCAAUGUUUGAUAGGAGCUUCUGUUCUUUCUCACUUUGUCAAAGUCUUCCCCCUCGUCUCCGGUUUCUUCCUCUUUUCCAUCGGCUGUCUCAACAUGCUAAUCGGCCUUAUCUUCCGAGAACGUGCCAAGUCUACACGUUCCAUAUUAUCAUUCCGGGACCGAGCAGAUGACAUGCUGUCAUCACUCGAUAAAACCAAAGAAAUACCGUUCAGCAAAUAUAGGAUGGAUCGAGACGCAGAGAUGGGCGUGGGCGUCAAAGAACCGGAUACUGCGCACGCUCGCACUUAGGUGUAUGAUGAAUACUAUCGUUCCCCAAUUCCCGCCAGUAUUUAAUA
Suillus fuscotomentosus is the source of this 1002-nucleotide messenger RNA. RefSeq lists its product as uncharacterized. The record is from RefSeq and is a predicted model, not a curated record. Lineage: Eukaryota; Fungi; Basidiomycota; Agaricomycetes; Boletales; Suillaceae. The transcript has 6 exons. The coding region runs from base 308 to 955 and encodes 215 amino acids.